Molecule: messenger RNA, 525 nt
Organism: Peronospora matthiolae
Lineage: Eukaryota; Oomycota; Peronosporomycetes; Peronosporales; Peronosporaceae
Source: the annotation of a GenBank genome assembly
AUGGCGGUUCCGGCCGUUUCAAGCUCGAAAGCUACCUGGGAUGAGAACGACUUCACAAUAUGGACAAGUGAAACGAGCUACUCGUUGGCGGAGGACAUCAUGCCGGAUGAACUGAUCAGUCAAUUGAAACGACUUCCAAUCAGGAAACCUCCAUCGUUGAAGACGUCAAGUGUCUGCGUAUCGCACAGGCAACCAUGUGGUGGGGGACACAGCUGGCGUCUUCCUUGGUAUCUGAUCUACAUGUGUGAAUGCGUGGUGAAGGCUGCGCCGCAUGCUGAAAUUCUAUUCAUAUUGACUGGAGAAAGUUGCUGUCGUGAUGUCAUCCAAAUCAACUGCUUGCGCAGACAGCGGGAACGUCCUUAUUUGCUUACCAGUCUUGCGAUCGCACCAUAUCCGUCUCGAUCCUUGAAGUACUCGUUACGUGCGCCACCACAAAAGUCGACACAUCUGGCUUGGCCCCUCUUGUUGCAAAUUGCUCAAAUACACACUAUUCUCCACUUGUUCCACCCGUGGUCAGGUAACUAA